Messenger RNA from Lingula anatina, 4439 nucleotides. Its product is annotated as antiviral innate immune response receptor RIG-I. NCBI's taxonomy places the organism in Eukaryota, Metazoa, Brachiopoda, Lingulata, Lingulida, Lingulidae. The record is from RefSeq and is a predicted model, not a curated record. Gene Ontology annotation, molecular function: zinc ion binding; single-stranded RNA binding; ATP binding. Gene Ontology annotation, cellular component: cytoplasm. Gene Ontology annotation, biological process: cytoplasmic pattern recognition receptor signaling pathway; antiviral innate immune response.
ACCGGGGGAUUCCCUCUGGAAAAUUGCAGAGACGUAUUUGAAAAGGAAAGUUCGAUUUAGUAUUUUUCCAGGUAUUUAUUCAAUCGUUACGAGAUCUGAGAUGUUGUGGGAAUUUACCAAUUUUUUUCUACAUUGUUAGAUAUAAAUUCCAUUCGCGAUUGAACUAGCUUUCACUUUAGUAAACGAUCGGGUACAUGUAAUACUAUAAAUUCUAGUUGAAAUAAUUAGAAGUAAGGAGUUGUCUAGUUUCCCGAUCAAUUGUUGGACUAUGGAUAAUAGUCAGCCAAGAGAAGAAUGCGAUGAAGUUGGUCAAGGCGACUCGCAUAUCGACAAGUUUCAACUGCAGAGGGAAAUAUUAACUGUAUGCUCAACAGUUUUCAUCGACAAAAUACAACCAGUUGAACUCUGUGUUCAUCUGUCUGAUAUCAUCGGUAAAGCUGAAGAAGAUAAAAUAAAAGCUGCUACAGAUGAGAAAGGACCACGGAAAGGAGCAGAGCUCUUGCUGAGUUUUGUUUUAGAAAGUACGGAUCCUGGCUGGUUCACAGUGUUUGUUAAUGGACUGAGGGAAACUGGUAGUGAAACCGCACUAGGAAUAUUAGAAGACUUCAAAGCACUGAGUGAUUUUUCCCAACAUGUAGAUGGGAUGAAAUAUGAUCUUAACUCUGUGCGCUUUGAGGACUUGCAUGAGAAGCAUUUACGUGUAUUUAGACCUCAUAUCAUAGAGUACCUGGAACCAAUCCAGUUACUUCCACAUCUGAUCCAGAGAGGUGUGUUGUCUGACAGCACUGUAGACAGGAUCAGAGCAGAGACACGGAACAAAGGCAGGUUUUAUGGCAGCUUGAUGCUACUCAGACACUUGCCCACUCUCAAGAAUACCUGGUACACUGACUUCCUGUAUUCUCUCUGGGACAGUGGAAAUCAAAAAGAUAAAGAACUGGUGCAGCUGAUAGAUCCAGAUUUCAAUCCAGAUUGGAAGCAGUACCAGACCAGCCAGAAGAGGACAGUCACCAAGGAGAUUGCUGGGGACACUAUUGAUGCUGUACCUCCUAAAUGGAGGAAAUACGGCAGUGCUGAUGAAGGCAGAAAUAUCACAGGUGCAGAAGUUGAACAAGUGUCUCUCAAGUUGAGUGAUUUGAACAUAACAGAUGAACUUAGUCUGCGUAAUUAUCAGCAUGAGUUAGCAGAGCCUGCCCUGAGAGGGCAGAAUUGUAUCAUUGUGGCCCCCACAGGAAGUGGUAAAACUAGGGUAGCAGCACACAUUGUGGCAGAACACUUGAAACAAGGAGCUGAUAGAAAAGUGGUGUUUAUGGCUUGUAAAGUUCCACUGGUUGAACAGCAGUACCAACUAUUCUGUCAACUAUUUGAAAAAUAUGAAUUGAGGGUGCUGAAAGUGUGUGGAGAUGAUGAGUCAAAUAAAUUUCUGCACCAGCUGAUUUCUGAGUUUGACAUCAUUGUGUUGACCCCGCAGAUCUUGGAAAACCACUUGCUAGAAAACACCAUCUCUUCUCUGGACGUGUUCUCCUUGCUGAUCUUUGAUGAAUGCCAUCACACCCAGAAAGGCAAUCCUUACAAUGCUAUCAUGUCCAGAUAUAUAAGACAGAAACACAGGGACAAAAUGGUGAAGUUGCCCCAGAUUGUAGGUAUGACUGCUUCAUUAGGAGUUGGAGAUGCUAAGACGGAUUAUGAAGCAGAGAGCCAUAUCUUACAUCUAUGUGCUAACCUAGACAGCCGCUGUAUAGCCACAGUGGAAAGGUAUAGAGAUGAACUGGACCAGUACGUCAACACGCCAAAUGAAGAAUUCCAGCCUUUACCAAACCGUCAGGAAGACCCCUUCAGAGUCAAAAUCAUUGCCAUUAUGAAGAGAAUAGAGAGCAUCAUUAAACAGUCUCCAAUCUGUUAUGACCUGCUGAGCAGUGGUAAUAAGGCCUUAACCAAAGCUCCCAAUGAGCGUGACAGCCAGCAAUACCACCAGUGGGCGACACAGCUGGGCAAGAUAGCCCCAACAGUGAGUCAAAAUCCAGAGCUGACCCGCACCAUUGUUACCUGCACAGAUUAUCUCCAGGGAUAUAAUGUAGCCCUGGGGGUGAACAGAAAUGCCAGGACCUCGGAUGCUGUGGAGUACUUAGUACAGAAGUUAUCACCUUACAGCACCAGACAGCAUAUACAAACUGCAUUGGAAAAAGAGCUGUUCCAAAUGUUUGAAGAUGUGCGUCCGGAAAUUAGCAGACUGGCUGAGGAUCGCAGGUAUCAAAACCCAAGACUUCUCCAGCUUCAGCAGCGUAUUGAAGACAACACCAGGGCUCCACAUUCCCGGGGCAUCAUCUUUGUGACCACUUUAGCCAUAGUGCAGGCACUGUAUGACUGGCUGACAGAACUGGACCUCGCGGAAAUUGUCAGACCAGAGAAGUUUACGGGGGCACGGGCCUCAGAAGAACAAGGAGGGAUGACUCAACAUGAGCAAGAAAACAUUCUGGCCAAAUUUAGAACGGGAGAAUGUCGUCUUCUGAUUGCAACAACAGUGGCUGAAGAAGGUCUGGAUAUUCCUGAGUGCAACUUUGUCAUAUUAUACAACCAUAUUGGAAAUGAAAUCAGCACAGUUCAAACAAGAGGAAGAAACCGAGCAAAGGAUGCUACCUCUUACGUAAUGGCAGAGGAUCGUUUUCAGUUAAAGGCGGCUCUCAACUGUCAGAAGGAAAAAAUGAUGAAUAAAGCGGUAGCCGUGAUGAAAAGGAAACUGGAAAGAGAAGAUGUGUCGCAGCAAAUAAUGACUUUUCAGAGAGAGGAAAUAAAAAAGAUGGACAUAGAAGCUAUUAAGCGUCAGAAAAAAUUAGCUAAAAAAUCAUCUGAGGAAUUCCAUCUUGUUUGUCGCAAAUGUCAAACAUUUGCAGUGAGUACUGCAAGUCUGAGAAAAAUCAAAGAGAGCCACCAUGUUGUGUUAGAUGAAGAUUUUCAGAAUAAGAUCCAGCUCAAAGAUCCAAAGAAGGUCAUUCACAUUGAUGGCAUGGAAUUGCAGAAGAAGAUUGUUUGCGCUGAAUGUCCAAGUUUAGAAUGGGGAACCCUGGCCCUCUAUGAGGGUGAGAUGUACUAUGUCAUUGCUAUCAAAGCAUUCAAUGUGAAGACUGUGGAUGGACAGUAUUACAAGCCAUGUCAAUUCAAACACUGGAUAGAUGCACCUUUUAAGGUGGAGCCACUUGAUGCCAUGGUGGAGUGCGGUAAACCUCAGAAUAUCUAAACAAUAGAGAUAUUCACUUGAUGCCAUCGUGGACUUACUUACAGAGCUACAGAAUAUAAGUAGUUCUUCCGUGUAGCUGACACUAACUAGGCAGAGAAGAAUUAGCAAGCAAUUUAGCUGUAAACCAGUCAGUGUGUGAUGAUGAAAGUUUGAGUGGUGUGUCACAGCUUGAAGCCUUUUUUUGCACAUGUAGGAGAGCUUAUACUUGAAAAAAGACAAAUGAAUAUAUUAAAAUAACUUCUGUCAACAUAAAACACUUAAGGCUGUACGCACUCAAACCUACUUGUCGUCAUUCACUGUGGACAAUUAAGAAAAUUACAACUUUGAUAAUUUGAGAUGCAAGCUUUUUUGAUGUGUUUGUUUGCAAACUGUGUGUACUAUAGUUUUAACAAAUAGAUUUUGUCCUAUUUAAUCUUUCUGACUUGGUGAGGUUGUGUGUUGACAUCUGUUAAUGUGAAGAAGUACAAGUCAAGAAGUAAAUCACUGACGAAGUUAAUCACAUCAUUUUCAAGCUUAACUGACUUGAUGUAGCAUUAACAAUUAGUGAAAUAAUUAAGUGUCCUAUUUGUGCAUUAUUCAAGUAUGGUUGGAAAGAAUGGUGUCUGUUUGUCUUGAUCCCUGCUGCACUAGAAAUCAUAAGUUAAACCUUUUUGUUAAAAUACAAUGCAUGACAAUUGAUGUGUCGAUAGCAUUGUGUAAAUGAAAAAAAAAAACAUUUAUUUUUUUAAUUUUAACUUAUAUCAUAAUAUGAAAUCAUAGUUUUAAAAGAGUUAUGUUGCAAGGCAACAUCUCUACAAUUCUGAGAGGAAAAAAAAGCUUUUUUGAUUUUGAUACACUUUGAUUCAAUAUAUUUUACUUUUUACUACCACAUGGUGGUGUAUUUUUAUGUGUAAACAUUUCAACCCAAUAGCUUUUGUAAUAUCACUGUAGCAUUGAUACAAGUAAAUAAUUUUAAAAUUUUCUUUGUUUGUACCAAAAUGUAAGGCUGGAACUAAAUGUGUUUGAGUGUGAGCAGUUUUUAUUUAAAGAUAUGGUCUAUCAUAUUUUGUUAACUUUUAAAAACUGGUCUUUUCACACUCCUUUAAUUUACGCUCCCUAAUUAACCUAGUAACAGGUUGAGUGUGCAUCACGUACGUCAGACUUAGACUGGGUUCCCAUAGAUUUAGAUCGAUCUAUCCCGAUUGACCUAACUCCUUGGGGGUUCACG